This is a messenger RNA of Paraglomus occultum, 4758 nucleotides long. The record is from the annotation of a GenBank genome assembly. Lineage: Eukaryota; Fungi; Glomeromycota; Glomeromycetes; Paraglomerales; Paraglomeraceae.
AUGGCCGAAUAUAAUCAAGAAGCUCAUGUCUAUGAAAACACAGCACCGUCGUCUGUUUCCGAAAUUUUUUCGAACGUUUACGGAAGUAAGCCUGAGCAAUUCUUAGAAAUCCCCAAUUUAUAUAAACUUGCUGAAUUGUAUAUGGAUGAAGACUCAGCACAAAACAUCGUUAUACAACCAUCCGAUUUGAAAAAAAUUUGUAAUUUAUUGGCUCCUGGAAGCUACCAUUCUGUCUCCGAUAUCGGUUUUGAGCAAUUAGCAAGAGUCCCCAUUCGUCUUAUUGGCUGUUAUGGUAACCGUGAGGUUAUCUUCAAAUGGUUGUUACAAAACAAUGUUAUGGGAGAGUAUAGGUGCAAAGAAUCUGUAAAAACCGAACGGGAGCAUGAGACAGUUUACAAUGAAAGUCCAACGCCGGGUAAUGGAUUUUAUUUACUCAUGCUUAAGCCAGACUUGGGCCUCGUGAUUCUUUGGUCAGAAGAGCGAUUCUAUCGUGAAAAUAAUGCUACAGAACUUUAUCAGUUUCUCGCACGUUUGACGGAACAUCAAUUUUGUUUAAUGAGCGAAAGUGAUUUAAAAAACUUUAACUGGAAUUUAAUUUCUGAUUCAGGCAAGCAAACAUUAGAUGAGAGUGUUAAUCAUAAGAUUGAAGAAGAACAGAAAAAAGACAUAGUCAUGAUUGAAAAUGGAUUCGAGAUCCGGAUACCAGCAUUGUUUCUGUAUACUCAAGAUCCAUCAAAGGCUUAUAUCAUAGAAUCAACUACUCUACAAUCUAUUGCCAUUGUGCAAUACUUUGAUCAGUCCACAAUAUUUUCACAAAAGAUUGAUACAUUUGAUUCUCUCUAUGCAUUUCAACAAUUCUGGAGACCACUAGUGAAUGAAAACUGCUAUGCUUUGAGUGCACCUAACUUAAGCAUUGAUGGUUUAACAAUUUUGAUCAAAGAUGGUUUAAAUCAGCCUGAUCUAUUAGAAGAUUAUGAAAAUCAGUUGAAAGACUUACAUAACAAGACAGAGAAGAACAUUGAUGAAUACAAAAAAAAAGUAACUGAGUGGGCUCUUUCAAUUUUGCAAGACAAUUACAGGAUUUCUGAAAAGAAAACUGAAGAAACUUCUAUAAACUCACUGGAAGACAGUCCUGAGCUAAAUAAGUUCUAUACACACCAUAAAGAACUUUGUAAGCAAAUAAAGAACAUGGCAUUAAGAAUUGAUAGCAAGGACUGGAAAUCGUUAAAAGAAAGGUUCUUUUAUUUGAGUGGACUAGCACAAGGCACAUGUGAUAUGUUUUUAGAUAUUAUAAUUACUGAUGCACAAGAAAACAGUUUGCCAAGUAAAAAAAUUGAAGAGAUUAACAGUGCAAUGCAAAAAGUAGCAACUUGUUUUAUGAACCAAGCAAAUCCAGAAGAAGAAUGUGAUCAAAAGUCCAAGGAAAUUUUUGAGGAAGCUAAGAAGAUGGCAGAUAAGAUAUCAGACCCCAGUUUUAUUACCUAUCUACACAAUUUGCAAAAGCUGACAAGUCCUGAUACAGUGAUGGAAGGUAUUAUUGCAGAGUUUGUCAAAGAAAUUCACAAUUGCAAACCUAAAUUUGAGGAAAAACUAAGCAAGUAUUUGGAGGAAAAUACAAACCUAAAAGAUAAUUACAAGUACUUCAAAAAGUACACAAGAGAAAAAGGAUUUAUCAUUGAAGAUGAGUCAGCUGCAUUAAGAACUAAACUUGAAUCACUGUACUUUACUGGGUCGAAACUUGUUGUCACAAACUUGCGUAAAUUACCAUCUGAUCAAUAUGAGUUGCAUUAUACUAUUGAAAUAGAUGAACCUUCUUUGUAUGAGCUCAAAAUAUGGGAUUUAAAUCUUGAGAAGUAUAAGUAUAGCAGUAAUAAUGCAAUGAGUUCAUGUCUAAAGGUUCUGUAUAUUGACAAAGAGAUGUUUGAAAUCAGGCAAGUCAUCAGGAAAAUUUAUCAGUUUACCAAUGGAAAAUUGGUCCUCAUUUUAUGGGAUAAAAGAUACUGUGCUUAUGCUAUGUUUUAUGAAUCACUUGCUUCCUUGGUGAUGAUAUUCAAGAAAAAAAGCUUUCCAUGUCCAACAGAAUUAUUAGAGGUGUCAGAAGAUUCACUGUUUGCUGUAAAUGAUUCAAAGGGUCUGAUGGCAAUCUAUGAAAAUAAGAAAUGCAUGUUUUACAUAUAUGAUUUUGACAAAGACAAAGCAAUAAUAUAUAUUGAACAUCUUGGGUCACUACCAACAAUCAAGUACUUUUUCUGGAUCAACAAUACAAGACUUUGUUUAGUUGAUGAUAAUGGACAAUCAUAUUACCUUAAUCUGAAUAGUAAUUCAUUGCAAGUCUCUACAAAAUUUCCUACAAAUGCAACAUCUGUUCUCAGCUCACCUGAUGGAUCUUGUAUAUUUGUACUCAGGGAAUCAAAAACACAACAUAAACAGGCAGAUGAUCCGAAUACACAUUGUGUUGACAAUGAGACAAACCUAUCUACAAAGUUAAAGGGCAAGCAGUCAUUACAUUCUCAAAACCUCAAUGAUUCAAUGCCACAAGAGAACACAGUACAAGCACUUGUAUAUUUUGUAAAUCAAUCUGAUACUAAGCCACUUAUAGUUGAUAUCCCUUUACCUUCACGAUGGUUAUCACAUUGUAAAUUCGUCAUCUUUGAACAAACUCAACAGCAUUUGGUCAUGUUCAAUCUGGCACUCGGGAAAUUAGUUUCGGUAAAUGUCAGAAUCAAUAGUAACCAUAAUAUGGGCAAAGUCAGAAUUGAUUCAAUUGUUUCGUCAUUAGUCUAUGGUACAAAUACUCGUUUCAUUCGAGACGUAGAAGUAGGUCAAUACAUUGUUUUUAAUCGUGAAAAAAGGCCUGUCACUCAUAUCUUUAGCAAUGAGAGUUUACAAGUCGGUGAUGGCGGCUUCUCAUUGCCAUUAAUCCCUAAUUUAUGGGAUGGAUAUAAAAUAGAAGAAAAAACGACAUCAGCCAGGUCUGGCGGUUCUACAAAGUCAUGCACAGAUAAGGAUAUAGACCCGAUGGAACUUACCGAAUCGAGCGGUUACCUUGGCGCGCAUUCAAAGUUUUUUGCGAAAUAUCCCAUACAGCCAUCUACAAACGAUAACACGACUCCGAUUGAACUUACUGUAAUUUUGGACCUGCCACAAGAUUCAACAGUCGAUUUAGUCAAAGUUCAAGAACGUUACACUGAAUACAUGCAAAAUAGACUCGGUGACACGACAGAACAGGACACGUCAUUGUUAAGGACGCAGGUCAAAAGACUUGACGAUAAAUCAUUGUAUACUGAUUUAGAAACGUUUGCUUCAAGCUACAAAGCUGAUCAUUGGAUUAUUCGAUUAUGCACACUCAUGCCGAUUCAAAUUGCCGUGGCAAGAGAUAAUCGGUUCAUAAUCCUACGUGAUGGCUCACAACUUCAAGAUGGAGGAAACGUCGAAGAAAUUUGCCAAUCAAUCUCGCUUGGCUGCUAUGAAGCUAUCCUCAAAUAUCUUGGUAAUAAAGCCGUGGACGUUAUUUCUACUAUGGGUGAACAAUCACGUGAGAAAUCGUAUUUGCUUAACCAGUUUAUCGGCACGAACUUUGAUGACUUUGAGACGCAUAGUAAUAAAGGCGUCUGGCUGUCUUUAGCAUAUGAAGGGGAUAAAGUAUAUGUUGGAAUGGAUUUUGAGGGGCUCAGCCCUCUUGACAAAACUCCACAAGAAAAUCUCCUCUUAACUCUCUUUAACAUAAGUGUAUCGACAAUGAUACUGUUCACGAGUUCCUUUCAUAUAAAUAAAGACAUCUCAGAUAAAUUCGACAAUUUUGGACUCGAAAGCACCUGCUUUGGUGAUAUUAAAAAAGUGGAAAAUAUUUUCCAAGCACUAUUUUAUACAAUCGUGAAAGAUGUACCAGACGUUGACAUUGAAACAACUUAUCGAGAAUUGUUUGAAAAGUUUACCCAACUCGUCCAGGCUGAAGGAGAGAAUAACCUUAUUUCAAAAGUGUAUGGUGUUGAAACUUGGCCGAUCCCUAACAAAUCAGAAUUCUAUACAGCUUUUGAUGCACUCAAGAUUAAAUUAAAGACCGAGGCACCUAAAAAAUACAACAAUGCUUUGCAUUUUCUGACAACGCUUAAGCUUAUAAUGGCAAAACUAACGGGAUGCGAUUGGGCAUCGUUGAGUGAACAUAGAUUUACUAUCGCAAGAUUAAAGGCUGCCUUGCCGAACUUUGUAGCUCACGGUCACGAGUCUAUUCUUCCAAAUGAUCACGAUAUCAAUGAGGAAGAGUUUAUGGUUCACACUGGCAAAAAUUGCGUUGACGAUAAAGACAUACCGAUGUUUGACCUGUUCAGACGUUUAAAAGAUUCGUUUAUACCAUUAUCAGAUGUUGGACUUGUUUUAAUUGGAAACGAUCUUACUGGAACGUCCAAGAUCCUGAAUGAAUAUUUCGAAAAAAAUUAUGGAAAAAGACUUGGGUCAAACGAUGCUAAAUGGAUUGAACUGUAUAACAAAUUUGUUGAUCAAAUCAUAAACCGGCGUAGGGAACGUGCUGAAACUUGGCUCGAGACCAAUCUCAAAGGAAUCGUACAAGACCAUCAGGAAGUUGUAAAGUUGAAAAGCGAGCUUAGUAGACAAUGUGAUCUACUCAAACAAAGUUGGACGUCCGGAAGGGUAUGCAACCAAAACCAGCGCAGCUUGAAAAAUCGACGUGAGGAUUCUGACGACGGACGUGAUCAUACGACUAAUCAUAAGCGGCCCUCCUAUUACAGACGUCUUCUAUGA